GUGGGAGUGGGACUCUCCCGGGUGGGGUUGGAGCCGGACCCGGCAAGAACAAUCCAGCGAGCGAGAAAAAGGGAGACGAAUCCAAUCCAAGCCGGAGCGCGAGGGGGAGAGGGAGCUCAGGGAAGGCAAACCGUUCCUGCCCAAUCCAGCCCGGUCGGAUCGCCGAGUCGCGGGGAGGGAAGACGCGGCGAGGUUUAGGCAGGGUUUGUCCCGUCUUGUCUCCCGUGCGCUUCAGCUCUCGCCGUGGGAGGAGGAGGAGGGGUCGCCGGCGGUGGGGCGCGCCGAUGCGGAAGUUCCAGGACUCCGUCAAGGCCCUCGAGGCCGACAUCGAGCACGCCAAUGCGCUGGCGUCGGAGUUCCUGCGGGACUACGACGGGUCGUUCAUCCAGAUGCGGAUGGCGUACAGCGCCGUCGCGCAUUUCCUCGUGCAGUGGACCGACUGCAAGCUCGCCGGCGCGCUCGGCCUCCUCAAGGUCAUGCUCUACAAGGUGUACGCGGACGGCUCGUCGGCGCUUCCCGACUGGGAGAGGGAGGCCAGCAUCAGGGAGUUCUACGCAGGCGUCAUAUUCCCGUCGCUGCUGCAGCUGCCGAGCGGCAUCACCGAGCUGGACGACCGGAAGCAGAGGAGGCUCUGCCUGAAGAAAUUCAGGAGCAGGGACGAGGAGCUCUCGGAGGUGGACACGGAGAGGGAGCUCGAGUGCGGCAUCUGCCUCGAGGUCAACCGCAAGGUCGUGCUGCCCGACUGCGCCCACACGCUCUGCAUGCGGUGCUUCGAGGAUUGGAACGCCAAAUCCAAGUCCUGUCCGUUCUGCCGCGCCUGUCUGGAGGAGGUGAAGCCGGGCAGCCUGUGGAUGUACACCGACGACAGCGACGUUGUGGAUAUGGAUACCUUGACGAGGGAGAACAUUAGGCGGCUCUUCAUUGCCCUGUCAUUAUACGGCCAUGAUAGGGCAUGCAAAGCGCGUCGAAUGUUCCAGUGGUUUUAGAGGCUGCCGGAUUCAGCCAUUCAGAUGUGUUGCAAUACUCGCUCGUGGUGCUGUUGUGGAGUGGCGGAGAGGUCUGGCAGGUGUGGCGAUGCGCAGCACUGCUGGUGUACAGCGAUAAGUGGCACAGGGGUGCUUAAACGGUGCAUUAGCAGCAGCGAAGCUCGUUUUGCCUCGAUCCUACGCGACGGGAACAAAAACAAAGAGGUCCGACCAGAUGUUUUUCCCCCCUGCAGUUUUCCUGUAAAAUCAGCAUGGUAGGAAACUUUCGUCCAUUUUCCCUAAGCAAGAAUUCCAUUCGAAAGGGACGAACAGUACCAAUUUCCCAUAGGAUUUGAAAUCCUCCGCUUUUCCUCCAUGAAUCCUUCAAUACAAAUACGAUGUAAUACGUUAUUACUACAAUCCCAGCGGAAAGCUCCCGUAGCUCAGUUGGUUAGAGCGUUGGUCUUAUGAGCCGAAGGUCGCGGGUUCGAGCCCCGCCGGGAGCAUUUUUGUAAAACUUUUUUGGAAAAAAUAAAAUAGAGCUGAGUUUUUUGUUA
Messenger RNA from Panicum hallii, 1522 nucleotides. RefSeq names its product E3 ubiquitin-protein ligase AIRP2-like. Bases 285 to 986 code for a protein of 233 amino acids. The record is from RefSeq and is a predicted model, not a curated record. Gene Ontology annotation, biological process: protein ubiquitination. Gene Ontology annotation, molecular function: ubiquitin protein ligase activity. NCBI's taxonomy places the organism in Eukaryota, Viridiplantae, Streptophyta, Magnoliopsida, Poales, Poaceae. The transcript has 6 exons.